This is a messenger RNA of Python bivittatus (Burmese python), 3069 nucleotides long. RefSeq names its product WSC domain sialate O sulfotransferase 2 (gene WSCD2). The record is from RefSeq and is a predicted model, not a curated record. Lineage: Eukaryota; Metazoa; Chordata; Lepidosauria; Squamata; Pythonidae. Gene Ontology annotation, molecular function: sulfotransferase activity.
AGAGCCUGCUAGAAAAAGGCAUUAAGUGAGGGAGCCCAGAAAACAGCUUUGCAGCAGUUUGGAGCCACAAUCAAUGACAGGACUGUCCUCCGCAGCUUGGUUAACUUUUCUUCCAUACGGUGGCAAUGAACGGCAGUUCAUUCAGCUGUGUUCCUGGACAUGAUCGUCUACCUCAAAAGUCCUCGGAUGCAUCUCCGCUUUCUUGCUGAACGUCCUUUCCUUUCAAGGCCGGUUGGACCCAUCAGGCUAAAAGUAGCGGCCUCCGAUCGACUUUUGAACACCUUUCUAAGCAGGUUGCCAAUGCUGUCUCCAUCACUGGAAGCUCUUGGGGCAGCAAGGCCUUAGCAGGAGAAGACCAAGGAGGAGUCACAAGCGCCAAGAAUCCCACCUUUUCUUAGAGCAAAUCGGACGCCUUCCCUGUUGGAAGCUCAUGGGGCGGUGGAAUCGAUGCCUGGAAAGGAGGAGUGCCCAAGCUGGGGCGAUGUGCUGAGAAAACGGCAUUGAGGCGCCAACCUUAUCCGUGGCCCCUCAGACUGCAGCCCCGAUCCCUCUCCUCUGCUCAGAAGUGCAUUUCCCAAGUGGGGAUCUGCCCCUUUCCUCAAUUCUCGAUCUGGACUCGGUGAAGGUUCGUAAUGAAACUGGCAUGGCCAAGCUCUUGCUAAAAUUCCAAAGAUAUUUUCGGCGGAAACCCAUCCGUUUCUUCACCUUCAUUGCUCUCUACCUGACCGCUGGGAGCUUGGUGUUCCUCCAUGCGGGCUUCAACGGGGAGACGAGAGUCCCGGGGCCUGCCUCUCGAACCAGCAACGAUGCUGCGGAAGGGACAGAACCCCAAUAUUUGGGGACGCUGCAGACGGGCAGGGAAUUUAAAGCAAUGCCAGAGUCUCUGGUGUUUGCCCGAAGGUACGGGGCUUGGUUCAAGAGCCCUCCCAAGGACGCAGCAGGAAGAAGCCGUGGGGAUUACGGGGAGACGUGGAGUCGAGUGCUCAAGGGGAGGAACGUCCACGAGAAAGAGGAAGACAGAGCAAAAUACAUCGGCUGUUAUGUAGACAACACCCACCAGAGAGCCCUCCGUGGAGUGUCCUUCUUUGACUACAAAAAAAUGACAUUGUUCCGUUGCCAGGACAACUGCGCUGAACGGGGCUACCUCUACGCGGGGCUGGAGUUCGGGGCAGAAUGCUACUGUGGACACAAGAUCCUGGCCGUGAACGCCAGCGACAGCGAGUGCAACAUGGAGUGCAAGGGAGAGAAGAGCAGCAUUUGCGGAGGAGUCAACCGGCUGUCCAUCUACCGCUUGGAGCUGGCGCAGGAGUCCACCAGGAGGUACGGCAGUGCCAUAUUCCGCGGGUGCUUCCGCCGGCCAGAGAACGUCUCCUUGGCGUUGCUGGCAAGCAGGCCCAUGAAAAACAUGUCUGUGGACCGAUGCGUUGACCUGUGCACAGGAAAGGAAUACCCUCUCGCAGCUCUGGCUGGCACCUUCUGCCACUGCGGCUUCCCUACCACCCUCUUCUCCUUGCACGAACGGGAAGGCGAGCACCUUUGUGCCCAGAAAUGCAACGGGGAGGAGUUUGAGAGCUGUGGCACCUCAGACUAUUUCAUCGUAUACCAGACCCAAGUGCAAGAUAACCGAUGUAUGGAUAGGAGAUUUCUAACGGCUUGGGCCAAACAGUUGGUCGCCCUUGCCAGCUUUCCUGGAGCAGGCAACACGUGGGCCCGGCAUCUCAUUGAACUGGCCACGGGUUUUUAUACUGGGAGUUAUUAUUUUGAUGGCUCUCUUUAUAAUAAAGGGUUCAAAGGCGAACGGGAUCACUGGCGCAGCGGGCGGACGAUCUGCAUCAAAACUCAUGAGAGUGGGCAAAAGGAAAUUGAGGCGUUUGACUCCGCCAUCCUACUGGUUCGCAACCCCUACAAAGCACUCAUGGCAGAAUUCAACCGGAAGUACGGGGGUCACAUUGGCUUUGCUUCUCACGCCCACUGGAAGGGGAAGGAAUGGCCGGAGUUCGUCAAGAAUUAUGCUCCGUGGUGGGUGACGCACACCCUCGACUGGUUGAAAUAUGGCAAGAAGGUCUUGGUGGUGCAUUUUGAGGACCUCAAGCAAGACCUCUUUGUCCAGCUCAAGAGGAUGGUCAGCCUCCUGGGCAUCGCAGUUCACGAGGACCGCUUGUUGUGUGUCGAGGGACAGAAGGAUGGAAAUUUCAAGCGAUCGGGGCUGAGGAAACUGGAGUAUGACCCUUACACUCCAGAGAUGAAGAAAAUGAUCAAUGGCUACAUCAAAACGGUGGACAUGGCUCUGAAGCUCAGGAACCUCACUGGCGUCCCAAAGACCUAUUAUCCCAGAUGAUGGGCAAUAGUCGGAGCACUGGGUGGAGGAGCUGAUCUGCCUUAGGAGGUGCAAAUUGGCUUCUUCUUGGCCAGUAACUAUUUCCACCCAGUGGGUGGUGUGUUUAUGAAGACUCAUCCUGCUGGUGCUCGCUUUUAAAGAACCCUUUUGCAUGAGCAAAGAGAGUGAUUGCCAUCUUUCGUGGUUGGCUGAAGAUGCUUUGGCCAGCCUGUCCGCAGAAAAUGAGGUCCAUUGAUGGAGGCCUUGCAAAGGGAAAUCUUCGCUGCUGCUGCUGCUGCUGCUACUGCUACUGCUGCUGCUGCUUUUUCUCAAAAGUUUGGUGUCCCUUUCCACCCAAGUGAGAUAGGUCACUCUGCUCUUCUGUAGCUGGUUGCCUUCUUGAACCCAGUUCGAAAUAGGCAACUUGCUUAAAAUCCCAUUGCUUGGUUGCCUUCCUUGGUUCUGCUGGCCCCACUGGAGUCCUCUAUUUUUGAAUCCUGGACACUUGGACCUGGAUUACUCCCAAAGCCCCAUCAAGAUGGACCAGCUGACCAAUGCUUAGCAAUGCUGAAGUGAUAGGGUGAAAUUGAGAUGCACUGGAAGAAGCUGAUAUAUAUAUUUUUAUAGGUGUGGGGAGAAUGUAAAACAUCCCAUAAAUAUAAAAAGGAGCUUUUCAGGAAUUAAAGUCCUGGGCCCCACCAUCUGCUUGUCACAGAGCAAAUUUUUUACUUGCAGGGAUAUUUUAUACCUAA